Chanos chanos (milkfish) is the source of this 933-nucleotide messenger RNA. RefSeq names its product olfactory receptor 8I2-like. Gene Ontology annotation, molecular function: odorant binding; G protein-coupled receptor activity; olfactory receptor activity. Gene Ontology annotation, cellular component: membrane. The transcript has a single exon. Lineage: Eukaryota; Metazoa; Chordata; Actinopteri; Gonorynchiformes; Chanidae. The record is from RefSeq and is a predicted model, not a curated record. Bases 1 to 933 code for a protein of 310 amino acids. Gene Ontology annotation, biological process: G protein-coupled receptor signaling pathway; detection of chemical stimulus involved in sensory perception of smell.
AUGGAUAAUUCCACAAAAGAAAUCUUUUUUGUACUUCAAGGAGUGGAUGAUACAAGAACAAACAAACAGAUCUACUUUGCACUUGCUCUUUUGACUUACCUUUUGACUGUUUUCUCAAAUUUGAUGCUGAUUACAACAAUUUUCCUGGAUAAAACACUACAUGAACCCAUGUAUUUCUUCAUAUGUAAUUUGUGUGUAAAUGGAAUAUAUGGUUCCUCUGGUUUCUACCCAAAGUUGCUUGUUGAUCUUUUAUCAGAGAUUUGUCUUAUCUCAUAUACUGGGUGUCUGAUACAAGUAUUUGUCAUUUAUAACUAUAUGUUCUGUGAAUUCACAAAUCUAACUGUGAUGGCUUAUGACAGGUAUGUGGCAAUCUGUAAGCCAUUACAAUAUCAAUCUAUCAUCACACCUCAGAGAGCGGGGAGGCUAGUGCUUCUUAUUUGGCUUGUCUGUCUAUUAGAGGUCUCUGUAGGUACUAUAUUGACAAGCAUACUACCCAUUUGUGGUUAUGAAAUUAAUAGGCCUUACUGCUUCAACGUGGCAGUAGUAAAACUUGCUUGCACAGAGACACCUCUGAACAGAACUUUUGGGGCUGUAUUAAUGAUGUUUUAUUUUGCUCAGGCUGUUUAUAUAGUGAUCACAUACAUUUACAUCAUUAGAGCCUCCCUUAGAUCUAAAGCAGGGCAGGGAAAGUUCAUGCAGACAUGCUUACCACAUUUAGUUACCUUCAUUAACUUUGCCCUCUCAGUGACAUUUGAUAUCAUGUAUGAAUUUUUUGGCAACAGCAACACAAAUGUGGCUUUCCGCAACAUCUUGGCGGUACAGUUUCUUAUUGUGCCUCCACUCUUAAAUCCAGUCAUAUAUGGUAUGAAGCUGAGUCGUAUCCGUAUGAGCCUGAUGAAAAUUUUGAAUCAGGGAGUUAGAGCGCUUACAUGA